Paramormyrops kingsleyae is the source of this 4188-nucleotide messenger RNA. Its product is annotated as caveolae-associated protein 1-like. Gene Ontology annotation, molecular function: rRNA primary transcript binding. Lineage: Eukaryota; Metazoa; Chordata; Actinopteri; Osteoglossiformes; Mormyridae. Gene Ontology annotation, biological process: transcription initiation at RNA polymerase I promoter; termination of RNA polymerase I transcription. The record is from RefSeq and is a predicted model, not a curated record. Gene Ontology annotation, cellular component: caveola; cytoplasm.
ACUGGAUGGUUUAGAUGGGAGCUCUGGCAUUUGAGUACAGGCACGCAUGCAGCAGUAUUCGAGAGUGGUCUUCUCUUGUUCUCUGGUCAGCAUCCCAGGGCAGUGGAAGACAUAGAAAGGAAGAACAAAACAGGCAAUAAAGUGGGGAAAAUAGAGCAAGGGAUUUAGUUUAGCCUACAGAGAGUUUGAAAAACUGCCUUCGUUUUUUUGUACUUUUGUGAGAUUAUUACUAUCCGUUAACAGCUAUGGCAGAUUCCACCUUGCAGCUGGAGGAGGCAGCGAUGAAGGAGCUGUCAGAUGAUGAAGAAGUGGUUAUUCCUCCCUCCGACGAUGAGGACGAGGUCGCUGAAGCAGCCAAGGAGCUGGAGAAGGAUGACUCGCAGAUGAAUGGGAUGAUGGUGCUGGCACUGCUUGACAAGAUUAUCGGGGCGGUGGACAAGAUCCAGCAGACCCAAACAGGGCUGGAAACCCGGCAGCGAGAGAUGGAUCAGUCGGUGACGGGCAUCCAGAGUGAGCUAGCCAAGCUCUCCAAGAGCCACACCACCACCGCCAACACUGUCAACAAGAUGCUGGAAAAGGUGCGCAAGGUCAGCGUCAACGUCAAGUCGGUGCGGACCAACCUGGAGAAGCAGGCUGGCCAGAUCAAGCGUCUGGAGAGCAAUGAGAACGAACUCCUCAAGAGGCGCAACUUCAAAGUCAUGAUCUACCAGGACGAUAUGAAGAUGCCCUCUAGACUGUCAAUAUCUAAAUCCAUGAAAGUUGCGGACAGUGUGGAGGGUGAAGCAGAGUCAGGGCUGAAGGAGGUGGCAGAGGAAACUGAGGAGGACGGCGAAAAGGCUAACCCCAACCUCUCUUCUGAUGAAGAGGUGGAGAUUGAGGAGAUCAUUGAGGAGUCACGGGCAGAGCGCAUCAAGCGCAGUAGCCUCCAGAGGGUGGACAACAUUAAGAAGGUCUUCUCUAAGGAGAAGAUGGAGAAGACCAGGCAGAAGACCAAGGAAAACCUAGAGAAGACCAAGCAGAAGACCAAGGAGAACCUGGAGAAGACCCGUCAAAGGACCCGAGAGAACCUUGAGAAAACCCGACAAAACAUUGAGAAGAAGAUGGGCAAGCUAAGCACUCGGAUGUCAGUCAACACCGAGCGCAAAGAAAAGCUGAAGUCCUCUCGUGAUAAGAUGAAGAAGUCUUUCACUCCAGACCACACAGUGUAUGCUCGUUCCAAGACAGCCGUUUACAAGGUUCCACCUUUCACCUUCCACGUGAAGAAGAUUCGGGAUGGCGAGGUAGAGGUCCAUGGCACUGAAAUGGUGGAGGUAGCUGGUGAGGAGGAGGAGCCAGGGGAAUCGGGUGAGCUGCAGAUUGAGGACAACCCAGAGCUUCAGGCCCUGAUGGAGAUGGUAGAGGACUCAGAGCUGGCUCUAGCGGAGCAGGAUCAAGACAGAGACAGCGACUAGUUUGGAGGGCUGAGGGUAUGGGAGACGUGGUGAUGAAUAGAAAAAAAUUCAAUGUGACAACACUCUGAACACAAAAGAUAGAUACAGACUAAGCUUGGGCGUAUUUUCAUUAUCAUUGUAGUGUAGUAGUAUCAUUAAUCCAUUAACUCUUUAUACUAAUCUCUCUUUAGUCAUUGCCUAGAUAAGGAAAGAUGUUAGAUUUUAAAAAUGAAUCAACAUCUUUACAGUCGCUUUUCCUAUUUUUUCUUUUUUUUUGUCAAUAUUUUGCAGCUUUGUCACAAGCAUAGUUGCAUCUAUUACACUGUAUGUUUUAUUUUUUAUGUCUUUUUUUAUUUUUGACAAAACUGCAUCUGAUUUCCAUUUCGUUUCACAAUUAAAUACACAGCCUGAACAGCAGAUGUCAGCAUGUUUUUGGAUUCUUGGUGGAAAAAAAGCGUCAGCCUUGAGCUCAUGUAGAAUGCUAACUCAAAGAAGGCUUUAUGGCAAAGAGAAUCUGAAAAAGACUGACUGUUCAAUAAGAUAUGUUUAAGCUGUUAGCAUAGAUGAACAUGAUAAAAAGUUAUCAUCUGAAUUCAUCAUUAAAAUACACAAAGCAGACAAUCUAAUGCAGCAAUUUUUGUCAUCAGUGAGACAUGUAAACACAACUCCAAACAAUGUCAAGACGUGGUUUUAUUUGAAACAAAAAAAUACUUAUUAUACUUAUUAUAAAGGACAAACUGAUCUAAAGUCACAGAUAUACUUUUAAUUUUUAUAUUUUCAAAUGUUUUAUUGACAUUUAUUCAAGAUUACUAAUUAUCUGGAUGACAUUUUUCAAGCAAAGUACAUACAGAAACAUUUAAUAAUAAACAACAAAAGUUCUUGCAUACUUAAGAACCGUUUUAUUUUCUGAGUACAGUGUAUCAUAUAGCCUAAUUUAGCAAUACGUAAAGUGGGGUCACAGAGGAAUUUCUUAAUGAUUUUUAAGAAUUUUAGAAUUCUUGGCUGCCUAAAGGAUUUCACAGAUCUUUAGGAAAGGAUAUUGCUUUUUCUUAUUGAGAAUUGGAAUUAUUUUUGGGGGGAGUUGCUUUCACUCAAAAGCUAUUAAAUGUGAUGUGUGAUGGUAUUUUACUGUAUUAAUAUUGUGUUGCUUUCACUCAUAUAUGUUAAACAAAAUUGCACACUUUUUUCAGAGUACUACAGACUAAUUUUAUACACCACAUACACAAAGGCUAAAUUAAAAUGUGUUGCUACUCUUCAGCUGUAGAAUAUGUCACCACAGAAGUGAUGUGAAAAUCUGUCAUUUACGGAAAAUCACAUCAGCAAUUCCUUAAAAAAGAUUUAUUUCCUCAUUUACUUCUUUUGCUUUCUGAAGAUCAGUCAGAACAGUACAACAAAGGUGUCUUCUAAGUCAUCACAUGCAUAAUGACUCCAGCAGAUGGGAGCAGUGGCUGAAAUUUUGGCAAUGAAAUUGAUUGUGGUAAAGCAGAUAACAUGCUAUGCAAUUAAAAAUGUCUGCAAAAGGAUAACAAUCUUGUGUUUCAUGUUUUCAUGCAUUUAUUUUCUUUAUUUAGGAAAUUUCCAAGUUGUUAUUCCCCUCCCUAUCACUCUAAAGAGCUACUUCACAGUCAGACAGUACUGAAUUCAAAGGCUUUCCCAAGCAAAAAGAGCACAUUGUGAAAAUAUAGAAUGGUAUUCUUUUGGUUUGAUUUUUAUGCAUACAUUUAUAUGUAUGUAGAAUGUGAAUCACCACGAAAGGCCCUUGAACCACACUGUACACUCAAACAGGAGCAGAGUCACUGUGUUUUAUUAGUGCAGUGCUUCUUUGCAGAUUGAGAACUGCCUUUUUACUCUGACUCUGAACCGUAAAUGUGAGGAGAUACCAGCUGGAAGAGCCAGUACCCUAGUGAUUAAUGCUUAGAUGGGGGGUAGGCAACCCAGAGCCUGGACUGCCAGUGUAAAUCUCUGAAAAGAUAGGUAACUUAUUUGGUGUACUUACAUUUUAUUUAUGAUAUGUGUACCAUAAAUUAAAGAACAGUGAAUAAUUUUAAAUACAUUCAGAGCAAGAUUUUAUACUUAGAAUAUUUAAGGUCAUACCUAAGCUGAAUUCUGUAAUUAAUCCAAGAUGAUAGAAAACUUUUCACUGCAUUUAAAAAUUACACUUAUAAUUAGUUUACACAGUUGAUUUAAUUAUCUAUUUAAAAUGAGUGUGAAUCAGGGCCUAAGUGCCACUUGUCUAAAUCAAACUUUUUAUCAUCCAGCCAACAGUGAAAGUUUCCCUAAAGCAGAGAAUGUCUAAGGGUAUUAUGAAUUGCAUAGCCUGAUGCUGUUAUUCAAAUAAACGUUUUAACCUAUUAUUGCAACUGGAUGUUUACUGUAGUUGCAAAAAUAUAACCAGCCAGUAGCAUUUUGUUACAUGUCCAUGUCUCGGGUUACUUUGCUACCUGCCUGCCCAUGUAUACGCCAUCAUUCAUACCUUGUGGCCCACUGUGGAUUACCGUUGAUUUAAAAAAAGUUUUAAGCUUUUAUAUUACCUAAUAACGUAGAAUGCCUGCAAAAACAAAAUAAUAUGUAUUUUCUUUUCACCUUCUUUUCACUCUUUUUUCAGUCAAAAUAGGGUAUAAGAUUCAAUCAUGUUUCUGUGGAUCACAUAAGUUAAAUAGGCUUGUAUACACCAUUUAGCCAAAUAAUGCUUUUUUGCUUUUCUCAUUUUGCUUUCUAAGCCACCGAUAUUUUAAUAAAAGCAACGUGAUUCACCAUG